Messenger RNA from Ostertagia ostertagi, 363 nucleotides. The record is from the annotation of a GenBank genome assembly. Lineage: Eukaryota; Metazoa; Nematoda; Chromadorea; Rhabditida; Trichostrongylidae.
AUGCCCGGAAUUCUCAUCGUCUUCUGCAUUUUGGCUCUCCAAAUCGCUCAAUAUUCUGCUUUAGGAGACGAGCUCGAUCCUGUACCAAUCAAGUCACAAGACGAUGUUGACGAGCACGACAGCAGCAUCGGAAUAGCGCUUCCCAGUGGCGGUCGUUCUACAGCCAUAAGUGGCGAGGUAGCACUUAGGGACCAGGGUUCGAGCGAAGACGCCCCGGAUUUGCUUGCUGAUGAUGGCGACGGCGUAGUUGUGCGAUCGAAGCGUUAUUAUGGAUGUGGUUGCUUCAACUGUAACUGCGCGACAAUGGCUCCGGCCACCUAUGCACCGUGCGGCGGCUGUUGUGGAUGCGGUGGCUAUGGAUAA